Saccoglossus kowalevskii is the source of this 2007-nucleotide messenger RNA. RefSeq lists its product as uncharacterized. The record is from RefSeq and is a predicted model, not a curated record. NCBI's taxonomy places the organism in Eukaryota, Metazoa, Hemichordata, Enteropneusta, Harrimaniidae.
ACGUACAAGAUGUCGGAUGCGUUACAAUUCUGCCACCAUAAGGAAGGAGCAAGUAGCCCCGUUCGUCAGCUGGCUGAUGUCUAUUGGAACUGGAGGUUGAAAAUCAGACCCGAAUUCGCAACGCUGACGGGGUGCCAUGUUUACGACGACCAAUUGGAUUGUCAUACGCUCGAAACGUAUGAUGAUAUGAAGAAACAAGGCGAAGAGUUCUUACGUCAGUUGAACUACCUCGAUGAAUCGGACAUGGACGCAGAAGACUGGACGAAUUACGUCAUAUUGAAACAAGAACUAAGCAUGUUCCUGUCGGGAAUUGAAUUUAAGGGUUAUCUGCUGUGCCUCAAUUCGCUAGAAGAUGGUCGUUUCUACUUUGCCCGAGUCAUCAAUCGAAUGACAUUUGAAAACGAAGGCGAUUAUACUAAGUUACUGUCAAGAUAUGAAAAGUUCCCUGAGCAGAUGAAAUGGUUUAUCCAACUUUUGAAACAAGGAAUCAAGGAAGGAAUGACACACCAUGUCAACUGUGUGAAAGGAAUGGUGGAAAACAAUGAGAAGUUCUCCCUAUCGGACCCAAAGGAUACCGCCUUUUACACACCAUUCCAGAAAUUAGCUGAGCUGACAAAUAUACCUAAGAACAGAAAAGAAGAAAUCAAAUCCCAGGGCAUUCACUUAGUCGUCAAUAAUAUCCAAGAGCCUUUCAAGACAUUAGUGGAUUUUCUAAAGAACGAAUACUUUCACCACCUUCGAACAAAUAUCGGAUCAUCAGCAUUACCAAAUGGCAAGGCAUUUUACGAGGAAUCGCUGAAGUUCCAUAUUACCUGUGACCUAUCAGCAGAAGUGGUCCAUAACAUAGGGUUCAGAGAGGUGAAACGAAUUAAAGAAAAUAUGCAUCGGGUAAUGAAGCAGGUUGGUUUCCAAGGCGACAUCAAAUCAUUUUUUGAGUGUUUAAGAAAUGACAAACGCUUUUACUUCAAAACGAAGAAUGAGUUGUUGGAAGGUUAUGGGAAGAUAGUAAAACAAGUCAAGCAAGUUCUACCGAAGUAUUUCAAAAGUAUUCCCAAUGUAGAGAUGAGACCCAAGUUUGAAAUGAUGUCACUAUGUUUACAUGAAGCAGAGCCUGGUCAUCAUUUACAAAGUUCAUACAGUGUUCUCAUGGACUAUCUUCCUGGAUUCAGACGUUUCAAAGACGAUCGUUUUUACGGAAUAGUGCCUUCAAGAUUUCCUAUGCACACUGGAUAUAUAGAGAAACAAUGCGAAGAGUUUUUACGUCAGUUGAAGUGCCUCGAUGAAUCGGACAUGGACGUAGAAGACUGGGCGAACUACAUUAUAUUGAAACACGAACUCAACAUGUUCCUGUCGGGAAUUGAAUUUAAGGGUUAUCUGCUGUGCUUCAAUUCGCUAGAAGAUGGUCGUUCCCAUUUUGCCCGAGUCAUCAGUCGGAUGACAUUUGAAAACGAAAGUGAUUAUAAUAAGUUACUGUCAAGAUAUGAAACGUUCCCUGAGCAGAAAGGAAUGGUGGAAAACAAUGAGAAGUUCUCCUUAUCGGACCCAAAGGAUACCGCCUUUUACAGACCAUUCAAGAAAUUAGCUGAGCUGACAAAUGUACUUAAAGACAGAAAAGAAGAAAUCAAUUCACAGGGCAUUCAUUUAAUCGUCAAUAAUAUCCAAGAGUCUUUCAAGACAUUAGUGGAUUUUCUGAAGAACGAAUACUUUCAUCACCUUCGAGCAAAUAUCGGAUCAUCAGCAUUACCAAAUGGCAAGGCAUUUUACGAGGAAUCGCUGAAGUUCCAUAUUACCUGUGACCUAUCAGCAGAGGAGGUCCAUAACAUAGGGUUCAGAGAGGUGAAACGAAUUAAAAAAAAUAUGCACCAGACCAUUAAUAAAACUACCCUAGCUGCUGCUCUCACUGGUAAAAUAUUUGGCUACAAAAAUUGCUACAAUGCUUGGGGAACAAUACAGGGUCAUCAGUAUGUAACAUCAUACGGCGCUGAAUCUUUUGAAAUGCAAGACUAA